Molecule: messenger RNA, 1295 nt
Organism: Anopheles cruzii
Lineage: Eukaryota; Metazoa; Arthropoda; Insecta; Diptera; Culicidae
Gene: synr
Exons: 2
Coding region: 102-1295 (397 amino acids)
Source: RefSeq, a predicted model, not a curated record
UAACGAUCCAGUGGCCGCCAGUGCGUGACCGAAAGUGAACCGUGGUGGACGCACGAUCGUGCCAUUCGCGAGCCGACCCCCGAGCAGCGGCGCAAGCAGUAAUGACCACCGCCGACCGCAUCGUUAUGGGAUGUUCAUCGUCCAUCGUACUGGAAGAACCAACCCCACCCGCUGUGACGCCGGCGACCGCUUUCGUGUCGUCGAUUGGCCCACGGAGACCCGAAACCGUAGCCACGGUGUACCGCCGGCUGGACGAAGAGAUUUGUGCCCUCGAAAGCACCACACCCGGAGCGCGGCUCGUGACGGCCAAAGGGUGGGUUGAGCUGCUGAAAAGUUCCUCCGGCACACGGCGGGUGGUUCCCGCGUUGGAGGCUUCUCCCGAACUACCGAAUGGGCUGGAAGAAUCUCUGCGUCGAGCGUCACCGGCACCGGAUUUGAUCGACGGUGCUCGGAAAGAAAUGGUUCAGGUCGUGCUGCGGUUGGACAUCGUACGCAACCCGAUCCGGGCGACGCAGCAGGAAGAGUUUAUCGCUCGCCUUUCGCGGACCGCCAUGGAGCAGGAAGCGGACCACUUUCGGGACGAGAUGGUAGCACACGCACUCCGGCGAACCCUCGCGUUGCACAGCGCAUUCGAGCGGCUGAAACGGUUGUACCACGAGCAGGACGCCCUGCUUUCGCCACUCUACAAUGGGCCCGGGAUGCCGGGAAUGUCGCUCGACGAACAGCGGAUAGACAGUGAACUGGAGGCUGCUCGGGAUGUGCGUGACCGAUUGGGCGGUGCGGUCGAGCAGUGGCGGACUGCCGGGGCGCUACUACGUGCUGCGGCCAAGGCACUCCACCAAACCGUCAACUACUGGGAACUGUUGGGAGUGAGUGUGGUUAAGGAAGAGGCUUCACAAACGAUCAGCCUGGCGCUGGACACACGGUACACCUGUCACGGAGCUCUGAUCGCCCUGGAGGCGGCCCAAGCUGCAUUGCCGGAGGUUGAGGUACCGCACGUCACCAUCCGGCAGCAGUCCGCCGUGCGACACGCGUUAAUCUAUCUCCUCACCGACAUGGUCCAACCGGCCCGGUACCAGCACACGCGCGAUGUUUUCACGGUGUUUAGUGCGAACGUAUCGAAGGCCGUCCACUGGGUGCAUGAUUGUUACAGCACCACGCUGCGGCAGGACUACGAUAGUGCCGAUCAGGCGGCCACACUGUUGGCGAAGGCGUUACGCGAAGAACGGUUGCGCUACCUUCGGCGCCGGUUUCCCAAUAAAACCUACACCCGGCCACCGGCAGCGGUCGGGUAG